GGCAACAAUGGUAUCUGUCACCUGAUGGAAAACAUGAAAGCAAGAGAUCGUCCCUCAAUUUCCUAAAAAACUGCAAGUACAGUAAAAUAUUACAAGAAUGCAAUUUCCCACCAUGGAUGAAGAUGAUGGAGAUUUUGCCUCAGGAGCAGCAACAAGAUCAAGGCUUUCCAGUUUAUUUCAAAACGAAGGUGCUAGUGCUGAUGUAAAUCAAGCUUUGACAUUUACAGCUCCUAAACAGCCAAAAAAGAAUGAUGGCACCCAACCUACCUCUGGAGCACUAAAACUGUUCCAUGCUGUUGUAGUUCAUGCUUAUAAAUUAAAAGACGGAAAUUAUGUCACUCAAGGCAAAUUAGGCUGUGCAAUACUAGGCCAACAUGAAAAUUAUACAUACAAACUUCUGUUAUACAAAGGCAAACAAGUACAAGUUACAUUUUGCACCAUUUCUCCAAGUUUUUCAUUUCAUAUACAACCUAAUAAUUAUGCUACUUUCUGUGAUGAGAAGAAAGAAAACUGGUCCUUAUAUUUUGAAUCUGAAGUAGCUAUUACAGAGUUUUGCCAACAAGUUGCUCUUGCUAAAGCAAAUAGCCAAGGCAAAAGCAUUACCUCGUUAGUAACACAGGAUCUUGUUCUUGGUGCUGGUUCAUCUUUAGAACAAAAUGAUUCUGCUGAAGUAAAAUAUUCUGGAUGGCUAUUUCAAAACUUUACAUUUGGUCAGAUGUUUGAUAGCAAUAUGAAUACUGAUGCAACUUUCAGAAUAAAACUAGGAAAAAGCAAAGUAAUCAAGGGAUGGAGUGAAGGACUACAAGGCUGCCAAAAAGGUGGAAAACGUGCGCUAAUUGUGCCCCCUAAUCUUGCUUAUGGAUCUGAAGGCAUGGGAAGUACAGUUCCUCCGAAUUCUACUCUUAUUUUCCUAAUUCAUGUUGUUAAAGUAAAAUCUUCUCACGAGAAAUCUUAUUCUCCAAGUCCUAUAAAAAUAUCUGAUAAUGUUGGUGAAAAGAAACCUGAUGUUCCUCCUCGGCAGUCUUUCAGUCAAGAAGAUAACAUUCGAAUGAGAGGAGCAUCUAUAUCAGAACAACUGUCUCAAAGUCCUAAAAAGGAUAAAGCUCAAUUGAUAUCACGAAUGGCCAAAAUGGGAACAGCAACAUUACCUCUACAAGGUGCAGUUCCAGCUCAAGUUAGUAGUGACUCUGAAACUGAGGAUGAACUUCCUCCUGAAACAUCUCCUGUGCCUGUUGUUAGUAGUUCCAGAACCUCCUCUCCAAAAGCAUUUACUAAACCUCGAUCCAGAACUAAUUCUGGUAACAAAAAUAUUGCAGUUACUCAGCCAACUCAACCUGUACAACCUCAAUCAAUUCAAGGAAAUGCUCCAUUUCAUGUUAGUCAACAUUCUAGUCAAGUAUCUCUUUAUGCUCAGGCAGCUGUACCAUUUCAACAGCCUUAUACUACGCCAGCAACUACUUUUCCAACUUACCAGCCACAAAUGAGUGGUCAGUACCAAUCACCAUUCCCUCUUUCAAACAUUCCAGGCAUGAUGCCAGGCAUUCCCGCUAGUGUAGCCGAUGCCCAUUUGCCUAUGCUCUUAACUGAAACACGCAGCUAUAACUCUGAAGUAAGGAUGAGCCUCUCAAAAAUUACUGAUAAAGUAGACACAGUUUUGCAAAAGGUUGAUGAUUUGCGUUCUCAAGGAAGAUCACCAAGUUCAACACAUGUGCCUUUCAUGGAAAGCUCAAUAUUAAUGCAAAACAUUGAAAGAAUUAUACAGGAAAAUAGCAGGCUAAAAGAAGAUAUUGAAACAAAAAAUAACAAAAUCCAAGCUCUCAAUGAAAAAAUCUGUGAUCUCUUUCAAAGAAAUCAAAGGUUUUUUGAAGAGAGUAGUAAUAUGCUUGAACAAAGAAGUGAUUCAAUGCAAGCUGCUUCAUCUCAGUCCCAUGCGAAAGUUCUAAGUUUGGAGCAACAAACGAUGAAACUUUCAUCUGAACUUUCUGAAGCAACAGGAAAAUUGACAGCACUAGAAACUGAACUUGAACAGCGUCAAAAAAAAGAAGCUGAAUUGCAGAAAAAAAUCCUGGAAAUGGAGAGGGAAUCAAAGCGACAGGAAGAACUUUUAAAUGAAGCAAAAGAACGUGUGAAUGAUGCUGAAUCAGAAUUAAAUUCCUUGAAGGAUGAGUUGAAAAAUGUUAAACAUGAAAAAAGGCUUCUUUCAACAAAACUGGAAAAUGUUGAUGAAAAGUUUCAAGAAUUGCAAGAAACUAAGGACUCCUUAGAAAAGCUCUUAUCUGAAAACCAAAAGAAACUGCAAGAUGUGAAAUCUAAAAUGGAAGAAGAAUUGAGUGAAAUAAGAAAAUCACAUGAACAAGAAAUUUUAGUAUACCAAGACAAAUUGAAAAGAAAACCAUCAAUAGCUGAUGUAAACCCAACAGAACAAAAUGCUGAUGAAGUAAAUACUCUUAGGAAAGAAUUGGAGGAAAUUUUAAAAGAGAAAGAUAAUAUGCAGUUGAAUUAUCAGACUUUACAGAAAAGGGUGCAUGAAUAUGAAAAAAAUGCUACUGUGUCUGCUGAUAAACUUCAAGAAAUGAAAACAGAACUUGAAAAUUCUUUAGUGUGGAAGAAAAAGUAUGAAGUAUUUUAUGAAAAGACAAGAGCGUUAAAGGAUCGGUAUGAAAAUCAAAUUAUAGAAUUGAUGACUGAAGUUAAACAAUUGCAGUCUGUCAGGUCUGUAACUACUUCUCCUGAUUUUGCUGCUGAGAUAAAAAAGGUUAUGAAUAUUUUAUACAAGCUUCUACAAGGAAAAUUUGAAGCAAAUACACCUUAUACUGGCUCCAAAGUAUUAGAAAUGACUUUACAAGCAAUAAGGGGAUUAACCAUGCAGAUGCUGGAGAUGAAAAAACGUUCUGCUUCUGCAUCCAGUGAAAAAACUGAUGAAAAUGAAAAAAGCAUUGAAAAUUCAUCUUCAAAUAACGUGAGCAAUUCCGGUAAUAUAACUGAGGGUACAACUGCUCAACAAAAUGGCAUCAGCGAAACUGUUUCUCAUGAACUCAAUAGCAAUGUAGUUGAUACGCCUUCCAAUAGUAAUGUCAACUCAACUGAUGAAUCUAGUUUAGCACCAGAAAGCAAAGAAAGUGAUCCUCAUACAGAUAAAUUAGAACAUAAAAUAAUGGGAGAUAAUUCUGAAAUAAGUUCUGCUCAUGAAAUGGGUGAUUCUUCUUCUUUAGAUGGUAUUCAAAAUAAUGUUCAAAUAGACCCAACAAAAAAUAAAAAAGUUGAAACUAAUGAAAGAGAUUCUCCUGAGCAGUCUGAGACGAUGACACGCAUACCAAUUCACGUCUGCCGAAGCCUUGCCUGGAUUUCCUUUUUAGUUAUUUUGCUUGCUUAUGUGGUGUUUUGGAUUGGUGCUUGGGUACAUGAGCUGGAGGCCACAACCUCCCCCUCUUUUUGAUGAUGAUGAUGAGGAGGACGAGGAUGAUGAUGAUUGGCUUAAAUAAUCCGUUAUUCCUCCAUUUAUAUUUGAAACAAAACUUUCUGUGAUUUUGAGAGCGUAUGAUCUGUAAUAGAAACGAUGGAAUAUUUUUCAAACUUUUUGUAAUUUAUAUUACCAACUUAUAGUUAAUAAAUUUUUCUAUUGUA
Molecule: messenger RNA, 3624 nt
Organism: Uloborus diversus
Lineage: Eukaryota; Metazoa; Arthropoda; Arachnida; Araneae; Uloboridae
Product: FK506-binding protein 15-like
Exons: 32
Coding region: 98-3436 (1112 amino acids)
Molecular function (GO): peptidyl-prolyl cis-trans isomerase activity
Source: RefSeq, a predicted model, not a curated record